This is a messenger RNA of Chanos chanos (milkfish), 2430 nucleotides long. RefSeq names its product solute carrier family 24 member 2 (gene slc24a2b). NCBI's taxonomy places the organism in Eukaryota, Metazoa, Chordata, Actinopteri, Gonorynchiformes, Chanidae. The record is from RefSeq and is a predicted model, not a curated record. Bases 1 to 1854 code for a protein of 617 amino acids. Gene Ontology annotation, biological process: calcium ion transmembrane transport; intracellular calcium ion homeostasis; long-term synaptic potentiation. The transcript is spliced from 9 exons. Gene Ontology annotation, cellular component: plasma membrane. Gene Ontology annotation, molecular function: calcium channel activity; calcium, potassium:sodium antiporter activity.
AUGGUUACCACGUCUGCUGGCACUGACCCAGGAUCGCAGGUCCGUCCUGUGGACCUGAGCCACAAGCGAAGGUUCCACCAACACGUGCGUAGAAAACUCCGGCCUGUCCGGAUACUAGGUCUCGUUCUGAGCUUGGUGGCGGUCAGCGGCGUCUUUUCGUGGAGUGCCUUGAUGUUUACGGUGGGGCCGUUCCCAGGGUGGCUGAAGUUUUCGGAUCCUGCCGCCAGCGGAUCACAGGAGGACCUACUGCCUCACAGGACUCUGCUCUCCACCGUCGAGGGGCAGAACAUCUCCUCAGACACACCCACCGCGAUGCGGUCGUCGGCCGAUAUGAACCAGGGCGACUACCCCGAGGACCUGUUCUCGUUGGAGGAGAGACGCCAGGGGGCCGUCGUCCUGCACAUGUUUGGGAUGUUGUACAUGUUCAUCGCCUUAGCCAUCGUGUGCGAUGAGUUCUUCGUGCCAGCGCUCACUGUCAUCACCGAGAAGCUGGAGAUCUCGGACGACGUGGCCGGCGCCACCUUCAUGGCCGCCGGAGGCUCUGCUCCAGAGCUUUUUACCUCCGUCAUUGGUGUCUUCAUCUCGCACAGCAACGUGGGUAUAGGCACAAUUGUUGGCUCUGCCGUAUUCAACAUCUUGUUUGUGAUUGGGAUGUGCGCACUGUUCUCGCGUGAGGUCCUCAACCUCACCUGGUGGCCCCUCUUCCGAGAUGUGACCUUCUACAUCAUUGGUUUAAUCAUGCUCAUCGUCUUUUUUCUGGAUAAUUUCAUCACUUACAUGGAGAGCAUUGCUCUAUUACUUUGCUAUUCAGCCUAUGUGACCUUCAUGAAGUUCAAUGCCAACGUUGAAAACCUGAUCAAGAGCAAACUCACCAGGAACCGAGUGGAUGAGCUGGAAGCUGCUCCAAAGGCCAGCCCUGAUUCUGUUGACGAUGAAAACAAACUCAUGGCUAAGCCUCGGCUCCAGAGAGGAGGAAGCUCAGCUUCCCUGCACAACUCGUUGAUGAGGAACAGCAUCUUCCAGCUCAUGAUUCACACACUUGACCCACUCAGUGAAGGGAAAUUUAAGGAGAAGGCUUCCAUUCUUCACAAGAUUGCAAGGAGAAAAAGUCAAGAUGAUCCUAAUGGUCUCAUGGAUAAAAACCUUCCCAACAGCUCUAACGUGGAGGUGGAGGUCACGCCUCCCAUGAAUGGCAGUGCUGGAAUGGAGGCUGAAGAGGAGGAGGAGGAUGAAGAUCAGCCUUUGAGCCUGGCAUGGCCCGAAACCACGCGGAAACGCAUCACCUACCUCUUCAUCCUUCCCAUCGUCUUCCCUCUGUGGCUUACACUGCCAGACGUCAGGAGAGAUACAUCCAGGAAGUUUUUCCCCAUAACAUUUCUCGGUUCCAUCUGCUGGAUUGCCGCCUUCUCCUAUCUGAUGGUUUGGUGGGCCCACCAGGUUGGUGAGACCAUUGGGAUUACAGAGGAGAUUAUGGGAUUGACAAUAUUAGCGGCUGGGACUUCCAUCCCUGAUCUGAUCACCAGUGUCAUAGUGGCUCGAAAAGGACUUGGUGACAUGGCAGUGUCCAGCUCUGUGGGGUCGAAUAUUUUCGACAUUACUGUUGGACUACCCUUCCCGUGGUUGCUCUAUUCGAUGGCAAACGACAUGAGCCCGGUAACGGUCAGCAGCAACGGCUUGUUCUGCGCCAUCGUGCUUCUGUUUCUCAUGCUCCUGUUUGUCAUCAUCUCCAUCGCUGCCUGCAAGUGGAGGAUGAGCAAACUCCUGGGCUUCCUCAUGUUCUUGCUCUACUUCGUCUUCCUCGUGGUCAGCGUCAUGCUCGAGGACAAGUACAUCAUCUGCCCCGUUAGCAUCUGAGAACUGGAGGGGGGGCGACGCCUACUCCCCCCGGCACCUAGAACAAUCCACGGAGCCAGACCGAACAUAGACAGCGAACGGAGGGCUGACCAUCCCCGGUCUGUAGUUUUUGAUAAUGUCGGAUGUGGAAAGACUGCAAAAGAAAAAAAAAACAAAACAAAAAAGAAAAGAAAACGGCCCUCUUCAAGUGCACGCUGGGUAAAAUUUUCACGUAGACGUGAUGCUGCCAGCACUGUCCCCUUCGGAGGACUUUUUGAAGGUAGAGACGUCGAGAAAACUGAACAAAUCAUGUCCAUUGUCUAGAUUUUGCAGCACGCCACACACAUUGAGAAUACAGGGCGCACUGACGUGAAACCGUGACGUUUUGGGACUCUUAAGACAAACAUCCAAGAGAAAAGUUUCAUAUAUUCUGAUAACAUGCCACGGAUAACAAGCCAGCAAAAUUCCAGGGGAGCAGUUGGUUUGGAACACAGAGACGUUCUUUCCGAAGCCUUGUCUUGCAAACUGAAUGUGAAAACGGGGAAUAUGGAAACAACACAAAGCGACGAAUUUGCUUUGUUGAGAAACAAUUGAUUG